Molecule: messenger RNA, 799 nt
Organism: Arachis duranensis
Lineage: Eukaryota; Viridiplantae; Streptophyta; Magnoliopsida; Fabales; Fabaceae
Exons: 4
Coding region: 115-480 (121 amino acids)
Molecular function (GO): phenylpyruvate tautomerase activity
Source: RefSeq, a predicted model, not a curated record
UCCCGAAAGAGAUUCUGCUGCGUUGCGUUGUAACUUUAAAGGGUUUUUUCAUUUGUUCUUCUCUUCACUUGUUCAGUUCAGCGCUAAGCAGGAGAGAACAAAGAAACAGAAACGAUGCCGUGCCUCAACAUCUCCACCAACGUCUCCCUCGACGGCGUCGACACCUCCUCCAUCCUCUCCGAAGCUACCUCCACCGUCGCCAACCUCAUUGGAAAACCCGAAGCCUAUGUGAUGAUUGUACUGAAAGGGUCAGUGCCCAUAGCCUUUGGUGGGAAUGAGCAGCCUGCGGCUUAUGGUGAAUUGGUGUCCAUUGGUGGUCUUAACGCCGAUGUGAACAAGAAGCUUAGCGCCGGAAUUGCUUCAAUUCUUGAAAACAAGCUGUCUGUGCCGAAGUCAAGAUUCUUCCUGAAAUUCUAUGACACCAAGGCGCAUCAGAGUCAAGAAUAUGCACAGUGUUUGCAUGCUUUACACCAGCACUAGAUCAUGGUUCGAACUUUGGAUGGAAUGGGUCUACAUUCUGAAUUCCAUGAUCCUUUUGUUGUGGUGCCUUGAACCUGUUGGAGUCUUUGAACUGUCACCUCUACUAUUAUGUCAACACUUGAUAUUUUAUGUCAUGUUAUAAGUUCUCUGCAUUUUUGUUUGCCCCAUUUGGGACAUCAUGCAACUGUAAGGUGAUUAACUGAGGUCAAAUGAGGGUUCAUAAAUGCUUAUGCUACAUUUUGUACUAAUACUAUUUGGCACCACCAGAAAUGAAUGUGUUGAUGAUGCAUUACGGGUUAAACUUGAGACCCAGAUGAAA